GGGAGGCAGCUUGAAUUUGAUCGUGGCCCCCUGGAUGCUGCUUUCAAAGACUGCCGAUGGUCCAAAGAAGACAAGCUGAAUUCUGCUCUUCUCAAUUCGUUUAGCCAGCCUCCCAAGAAGAACAGAUGCUCCCUGGCUCCAGCUGGCUGCAUUUCCACAGCUGCGGAAACUGUGGUCAGGACGGGCACUGCUCUAGCGCGGGCCCAAAGCUGUGAGUGCUUCGCGUCUACGAUAAAGUCGCACGGCUGUCAAAUACCAGACUUGUAGUCUUUGAAGUCAGAAAAGAGUUGCAGGUUCACAAGCAUUUAACAGCAAGACUACCAUGUUUAAGAUACUGAAGUAACAGGGUACAAGAGAGGCGCCAUGUCGUGGACGGAUGUUGACGCGUUUUUGGUCCGCGUAAAUCGACUCCAGCCAAGCAAUGCCGCAGGAUUACUGGCGCUGUUGGAGACGUUUGUGGCCGCAAACGAGGACCCAGGCCGAAGCCCAAAUUUUAGGAACCAGAAUGCGGACUCGCUCGACCGCCUGGUGUCGCUCCUCAAGGACCCAGGCAUCGAGCAGCACCCGGGGCUGGCACUCGCAGCAUUAAAAGCGCUCAAGAUCCUCUCCCGAAAGAAGCCGAACCGGCUAGCCAUGCGAGGGGACGAGAAGCGCGGAGGGGCGAUCCAGGCCGUCAUGCGCUUUCUGCAGGCGCCUGGCAAAGUGGACAACCGCAUUGCCGCUGAGGGCGCAAACGUCAUCCUGAACGCGUGCUACGAGAGGGAGAAUGUGGAAGUCGUGCUGCAGCACCAGGGGACUGCGCCACUGGUCAACUUUUUGGGCGCUGCCGACAAGGACCUCCAGGCGAACGCGGCCGGCGCGCUGCAGAGCGUGUGCUUCCAGGCCAAGGGGCGCACGGUGGUGCGGGAAGCGGACGCCAUCCCCCCGCUCAUCUCCCUCCUGGCGUCGGACAGCCUCAAGGUUCGUACGCGAGCCGUUGGGGCCCUUCACAAUAUGAGCAGCGACGUUGACUCCAUCCGCAUCAUCCGGCGGAAGGACGGAAUUCCGCCUCUUAUCAAGCUCCUCCGAAGCCCGCAGCCCGCAAUUGCCGGCUCCGCAGCCGGGGCGUUGCAGAACGUGAGCCGGGAGGUGGCGAGCCGGCAGAAGAUCCGGGGGGACAGCGACGCAGUGCGCGCGCUCGCGGACCUGCUGGUGGAGGGCAAAGAGCUGCAGACGCAGGUUUGUGCGGCGGGCGCCCUGUUGAACAUUUUGGGGCCGGAGCUUGCCGAGAAGGACAAGGGCGGCGACGAGGCCGCUCGCAAGGGCUUUGCGCGAAUCAUAGUCAGCUGCCUGGUUAUAAGCAUGGCAUACGACAGCGUUUUCGGCGCUGGGGGUUUUGCGACCCCGGUGUCGUGACAGGUGGGCACAAAGGAAGCUGACAACGGACGCAACGGGUUGUUAUUAUCUGAGGCAAAGUGAACAUGUCAGCCGCUCUGCCUCAAGUCGACCAUAUGUAAUGUUACUCCGGCCGCCACGCAGAAACGGGCAAAACGGAGGUGAUACCUGAGUGGAAGUCGUCCAAUCACACAGGCGUGUCUGUGAAAUGAGUCAAAAAGUCGGCACUCUACACUCUUCAGUCAACGUGUAUAAUCAACGGGAAGACAGGAAGAAAGGAACAU
Molecule: messenger RNA, 1658 nt
Organism: Klebsormidium nitens
Lineage: Eukaryota; Viridiplantae; Streptophyta; Klebsormidiophyceae; Klebsormidiales; Klebsormidiaceae
Source: the annotation of a GenBank genome assembly